This is a messenger RNA of Pimephales promelas (fathead minnow), 501 nucleotides long. Lineage: Eukaryota; Metazoa; Chordata; Actinopteri; Cypriniformes; Leuciscidae. The record is from RefSeq and is a predicted model, not a curated record.
GUGGAGAGGUAGCCACCUUCUUCGACACGGCCUCAUUACUCUUCCACACUCCAUCUUGAUUACUUGCCCUGUGAUUCUUCAUCCUUAAACCACAAUCACAGAGAAGCCAUGGGAAACGCACAGAGUGGAGGGAUUCCCAGAGAGAUCCUGGAUGACCUCAAGCAGACCACCAGGUUCUCUGAAGCUGAGAUCACCCAGUGGUACGAUAACUUCCAGAAGCAGUGUCCUUCAGCUCGCAUCACACUACAACAGUUUGAGGAGAUCUACGGGAAAUUCUUCCCCGAAAGUGAUGCCAAGACCUAUGCCCAACACGUUUUUAGGUCCUUUGACGCCAAUGAUGAUGGAACAUUAGACUUUCAGGAGUACGUCGUUGCUCUUCACAUGACCUCUUCAGGCAAAUCCACCUUGAAGCUAGAGUGGGCUUUCUCACUGUUUGAUGUGGACAAGAAUGGUUACGUCACAAAACCUGAAGUGAUUGAACUCAGCGAGGUAAGAAAAUGA